AUGGGGGCGCCAAAGGGCGCGGCCCUGCCCGGCAUGGGCGUGGCUUUGAUCGGGUGGGAGGGGCCAGGCCGCUGUGGGAGCCUCCGGGAAGAAGAUGCUCGGGCCAGCAGCCACCGCCAGCCCUGCCGCCGCUGCCGCCCGCAACCGCCGCCCCCGGGGUCCCCACUAGCGGCUGCCUCCGCCACCCACCUCCGGUCCCGCUCCUCCGGCCCCCCGCCCCGAGCAGGGUCUGGGGGGCUCGGCCCUCCAGCCGGGGGAGCAAAGAAGGGGGUCCCGACCCCCCCCCAGUGGCGCGGCCAGUCCCUGGCCUCGAUCAUUAUUUGUAUUAUUCUCCCUGCUGCUGUUCUCCUGGCCAUUGCUCCUGUAUGUUCCCGUGAUGCCGGUGGCUUCCUUUGCCCACACCAUGCCGAAGGUGAAGACCUCUUCCCCUGCCUCCCUUACCUCCCCUACCCAUGUGCCCCUGCAGAGGAAGGCGAAUACUUCCUGAAGGUGCUGAUCCCCAGCUACGCGGCAGGCUCCAUCAUUGGCAAGGGCGGGCAGACCAUCGUGCAGCUGCAGAAGGAGACAGGAGCCACCAUCAAGCUCUCUAAGUCCAAAGACUUCUAUCCGGGAACCACAGAACGAGUAUGCCUGGUACAGGGCACAGCAGAGGCCUUGAAUGCUGUGCACAGCUUUAUUGCUGAGAAGGUCCGAGAAAUCCCACAAGCAAUGACCAAGCCUGAGGUGGUCAACAUCCUUCAACCCCAAACCACGAUGAACCCCGACAGAGCCAAGCAGGCCAAGCUGAUCGUCCCCAACAGCACCGCGGGCCUGAUCAUCGGCAAGGGGGGCGCCACAGUGAAAGCCGUGAUGGAACAGUCGGGUGCCUGGGUGCAGCUGUCCCAGAAGCCAGAGGGCAUCAACCUUCAGGAGCGGGUGGUGACAGUCAGCGGCGAGCCGGAGCAGGUGCACAAGGCCGUGAGCGCCAUCGUGCAGAAGGUACAGGAAGACCCCCAGAGCAGCAGCUGCCUCAACAUCAGCUACGCCAACGUGGCCGGCCCCGUGGCCAACUCCAACCCCACCGGCUCACCGUACGCCAGCCCCGCCGACGUGCUGCCCGCCGCUGCCGCCGCCUCGGCCGCUGCCGCCUCGGGCCUGCUGGGCCCCGCGGGGCUGGCGGGCGUGGGCGCCUUCCCGGCCGCCCUGCCUGCCUUCUCAGGCACCGAUCUGCUGGCCAUCAGCACGGCGCUUAACACGUUGGCCAGUUACGGCUACAACACCAACUCCCUCGGCCUGGGCCUCAACUCGGCCGCGGCCUCCGGGGUCCUGGCCGCCGUGGCCGCUGGUGCGAACCCCGCCGCCGCCGCCGCCGCCAACCUCCUGGCGUCCUACGCGGGGGAGGCGGGGGCCGGGCCCGCCGGAGGGGCCGCCCCGCCUCCGCCCCCGCCCCCCGGAGCCCUGGGGUCCUUCGCCUUGGCCGCAGCCGCCAACGGCUACCUCGGCGCCGGGGCGGGCGGCGGGGCGGGCGGCGGGGGUGGCCCGCUGGUGGCCGCCGCAGCUGCAGCCGGGGCCGCCGGGGGCUUCCUGACGGCAGAGAAGUUGGCAGCUGAGAGUGCCAAGGAGCUGGUGGAGAUUGCGGUGCCUGAGAACCUGGUGGGGGCCAUCCUGGGCAAAGGGGGCAAGACGUUGGUGGAGUACCAGGAGCUGACAGGCGCGCGCAUCCAGAUCUCCAAGAAGGGAGAGUUCCUGCCUGGCACGCGGAACCGGCGGGUCACCAUCACGGGCAGCCCUGCGGCCACGCAAGCCGCUCAAUACCUCAUCAGCCAGCGGGUCACCUACGAGCAGGGAGUGAGGGCCUCAAACCCCCAGAAAGUGGGAUGA
This is a messenger RNA of Neomonachus schauinslandi (Hawaiian monk seal), 1860 nucleotides long. RefSeq names its product NOVA alternative splicing regulator 2 (gene NOVA2). Gene Ontology annotation, biological process: regulation of alternative mRNA splicing, via spliceosome; mRNA splicing, via spliceosome. The record is from RefSeq and is a predicted model, not a curated record. Gene Ontology annotation, cellular component: nucleus; cytoplasm. Gene Ontology annotation, molecular function: mRNA binding. Bases 1 to 1860 code for a protein of 619 amino acids. NCBI's taxonomy places the organism in Eukaryota, Metazoa, Chordata, Mammalia, Carnivora, Phocidae. The transcript is spliced from 4 exons.